AUGUCAUUUUCCUUUCAGGGUUUUUUGUCCUCUGGACCUGUGGAAGGUUUCAUAAUCCAUCCGAAUGUAAGUCAGUUCACAUUGGAUCACAUUGAAAUUAAAGUGGCUCUUCUUAAUAAACAGAGUGACGCAACUCAGACUAACUGUGGUGCAAUUUUUUGGGGGGGCCACAGGAACAGAUCAGAAGCAAAGAAUCUCAUCGAGCGCUACUUUCGCCAGCUAACCGACGGCUGCGGUCAUGACGACUGCGACAACGAAUUGUGCGCCUCUUGUAGCCGUUUCCGACCGCUGGAUAAAAACGCGGCGGCGGUCCGAGCGUUGGAACUGUGCAAGAUCAACGCCAGGCUGUGCCAUCUCAGAACUUCACUGACAGAAUCUGAACUACAGGCUCUGGAUCUCACGGAAGACUUCUCAGAUGUCCAUUACCUCACAGAGAACACAAUUUGUAUGAUUAUAAGCGUGUGCGAAGAGGAGGACGACUACUCCGCCCUCAUCCGCGUCGUUGGCCGGGUCUUUUCCAAUGCCAACGCCCUGACGCAAAGUUUCCGUAAGAAUGAAGCCGAGCGUUCCGAGCCGAUUGGCGGGGCUUCCAGUCGGCCCGGUGCCGCCCUUGAGGUCACCGUGGACAUCGACUCGGUGCGACGCGUCUACGAGCGACUUUGGGCUAUCGACCAGGCCGAGUCGGCUCUGCUCAAUGCGCUAGUCUCCCUCGCUCCCAACAUGGAGCUGGACCUGGAGUACCUGGACGUGUACGAGACCAAUCCGGACUACCUGAACAUCUUUGUCAUCCUGAUGGAGAACGACAACUUGCACAGUCCCGAGUACCUGGACAUGGCGCUGCCGCAGUUGUGCAAAGCCAUGAGCAAGCUGCCGCUAGCCGCCCUGAUCCGGCUUUGCAAGCUGUGGUCCGGCUAUGAGGUUCAGCACAUCCGCCGGAUUAUGGAGACCUUCCAGCAGCUCAUCACCUACACCGUGGUGAGCCGAGAGUACGACGGCGAGCACCUGGUCAACGAAGACGAGACGGUGGUCGCCGCCUGCAAGUGUCUGAAGGUCGUCUUCUACGCCAGCAUGGCGGGCGGCGACGUGGACACGGAACACAACGACGAUGACGACGGCGACGCGGCCGAUUCGGACGAGCUCACCCUGCACGAGCUUCUGGGCGAGGAGCGGCUCUACAAGAAGGCUCCUCCGGUGGAUUUACUGGAGAAAGAACUCGGGGUCCGUCCGAUCGACUGCAGGAAGCCCCUCAUCCCUUCCGAGGACUUUGUCAACGAGUCUCUGAACGACGUGGUGGAGAUGGACAAGGACUUCACCUUCUUCAAAGUGGACGCGGAAACCAAGUUCUCCUUCCAGACCUGCCCCUUCGUUCUCAGCGUCUUCACCAAGAACCAGGGGCUGUACUACGACAACCGGAUCAGGAUGUACAGCGAGCGGCGCCUCACCGCCCUCUACGGCGCCGCCCAGGGACAGCAGCCCAGCCCUUACCUCAAGCUCAAAGUGCGGCGAGAUCACAUCAUCGACGACGCGCUCGUCAGGCUGGAGAUGAUCUCCAUGGAGAACCCGUCUGACCUGAAGAAGCAACUCUUUGUGGAGUUCGAGGGCGAGCAAGGCGUGGAUGAGGGCGGCGUCUCCAAGGAGUUCUUCCAGUUGGUCCUGGAGGAAAUCUUCAAUCCCGACAUCGGAAUGUUCACCUAUGACAAGGACACCGGGCUCUUCUGGUUCAACUCGUCCUCCCUGGAGAACGAAGCCCAGUACACACUGGUGGGCAUCGUGCUCGGCCUCGCCAUCUACAACAACUGCAUCCUGGACGUGCACUUUCCCAUGGUGGUCUACAGGAAGCUCAUGGGCAAGAAGGGCACCUUUCGCGACCUCCCUGACUCGCAUCCGGUUCUUUACCAGAGUCUGAAGGAGCUGCUGGACUACAGCGGCGACGUAGAGGCGGAUAUGGCGCUCACCUUCCAGAUCUCCCACGCGGAUCUUUUCGGAAGUCCCGUGACGCACGACUUGAAGGAGGACGCGCAAGACAUCCCUGUUUCCAAAGAGAACAGACAGGAGUUUGUGGACCUGUAUGCAGACUACAUCCUGAACACGAGCGUGGAGACGCAGUUCCAGGCGUUCAAGAAAGGUUUCCUCAUGGUCACCAGCGAGUCCCCGAUGAAAUACUUGUUCAGGCCCGAGGAAGUGGAGUUGCUUAUCUGUGGAAGCAGGAAACUUGACUUUGAGGCGCUGGAGAAGACUGUCGAAUACGACGGAGGUUAUAGCAAAGACACGCAAAUUGUCAAGGAUUUUUGGGAAACUCUGCACUCCUUCGGAGAGGAGCAGAAGAGGCUGUUCCUUCAAUUCACCACCGGCACGGACAGAGCCCCUGUCGGCGGGCUCGGCAAGCUCAAAAUGAUUAUCGCCAAAAACGGCUCGGAUUCCGACAGGUUGCCGACGUCGCACACCUGUUUCAACGCUCUGCUCCUUCCGGAAUAUUCCUCCAAGGAGAAACUGCGGGAGAGACUCCUCAAGGCCAUCACUUAUGCCAAAGGCUUCGGAAUGCUGUGAUUUUGUUUUGGGGGUAGCAACCAAGAAAGAAAAAGAGAUGUUUGUUUGUAAUGAAAUGUUAAGGGAAGUACAUAUGCAAAAAGUCCAAGUGAGCAAAAAAUAAAUAAAUAAUUAAAUAAAUAA
Messenger RNA from Syngnathus typhle (broad-nosed pipefish), 2670 nucleotides. It is a transcript of the gene ube3a, whose product is annotated as ubiquitin protein ligase E3A. Gene Ontology annotation, molecular function: ubiquitin protein ligase activity. Gene Ontology annotation, biological process: protein polyubiquitination. The transcript is spliced from 9 exons. NCBI's taxonomy places the organism in Eukaryota, Metazoa, Chordata, Actinopteri, Syngnathiformes, Syngnathidae. The coding region runs from base 1 to 2547 and encodes 848 amino acids. The record is from RefSeq and is a predicted model, not a curated record.